Molecule: messenger RNA, 2043 nt
Organism: Amborella trichopoda
Lineage: Eukaryota; Viridiplantae; Streptophyta; Magnoliopsida; Amborellales; Amborellaceae
Product: cytochrome P450 71AP13
Molecular function (GO): oxidoreductase activity, acting on paired donors, with incorporation or reduction of molecular oxygen; iron ion binding; monooxygenase activity
Source: RefSeq, a predicted model, not a curated record
UUUUUUACUUUCUAGUGCUAUUUAAGACUAAAGAGUUGGGCUCAAAAAAUCUUCUAUCGAGUUGCCGAAACCGAGUUUGGCUAGCCCAAACAGAUUCAACCGAGUUUUAAAACCCUAGUUUCAACUUUCAAUAUUAGAUAUUAGAUAUUAUUCCAAGAAAAGAUGGAUUCCAAAUUAAUCUCGCGUCAUCAAAAUUUUGUCAGUUUGAAGUGGAAAGAUAGAAACUUUGCAGAUACCAGGCAGUCGUAUCCAAAAUGAUUUGCAGGGGUGAUCAGGUCUUUUGAUGGCCCUAAUUGCUUGAUUUCGAUCGAGUUUUACUUUUUGAGUAUUAUCUUUUUGAAUUGCCACGAUUGAUCAAGAAGGUGAACUUUCGGUCCAUCUGUUUUCUAAAACCGGCUCGCUCCCUGCAACAUGAUCAACCAACAAGCAAUUUCCAUACUCUGGACCUUCCUUUUCUCUGUCCUUUCUCUGCAACUGUUUCUCCUUUGGAAGAGGUCAGGCACCAGAAAGAAGUUACCUCCGGGUCCUAUAGGGCUCCCCAUCAUCGGCAACCUCCACCAACUUGGCUCGAUGCCGCACCGCUCUUUGGCCCAUCUAGCUGAGGGUUAUGGGCCUCUCAUGCACCUUAGAAUUGGCCAAGUCCCCACUCUCGUGGUCUCCUCUUCGAAGAUGGCUGAGCAAGUUAUGAAAGCCCACGACCUCGCUUUUUGUAGCAGGCCCACUCUUCUAUCUCCCAAACGCCUCACCUACAACUGCUCUGAUAUAAUUUUUGCCCCUUAUGGUUCCUACUGGAGGAACGUUCGCAAGAUAUGUGUCCAAGAGCUCCUAAGUACGAAAAGGGUGGAGUCUUUUUGCCUUGUUCGAGAAGAGGAAGUGGGGCAGAUGAUUCACUCCAUCUCGUCAUCUUCGAAACAUGGGGCGAUUGUGAAUUUGAGUGAGACGUUCCUUUCUCUAUCAAACAAUGUGAUUUGCAGAGUGGCUUUUGGGAAGAGAUAUUGGGAAGAUGGCUCUCAAUUGAACGAGAUGAUAGAAGAAGCUGACAGAUUGUUUGAUUGUUUCUUUGUGGGGGAUUUAUUCCCAUAUUUGGAGUGGGUGAAGUAUGUGUCGGGUCUAAAAGAACGGCUGGACGAGUGCUUUCGCAUCCGGGAUGCAUUUCUCGAUGAUGUGAUCGCUGAUCAUCUCAUCCCGUCUCGGGUCGAGAUGGAGGAUGAGCAAAAGGACUUGGUUGAUGUUCUACUGCAGCUACAGAAAGGGGGCAACCUGGACUUCACUCUCACCAGAGACAACAUCAAGGCCGUUGUCAUGGAUAUGUUCGGAGCAGGAAUAGAUACAACUUCUGCAACAUUGGAAUGGGGAAUGUCGGAGCUCAUAAGGAGCCCAAGAGUAAUGCAAAAACUCCAAGAUGAAGUAAGAGGCAUCAUCAAAAGCAGUCGUAAUAACAAAAUAGAGGAGAGUGAUCUAAACCAGUUCCAUUAUCUGAAAGCAGUGGUGAAAGAGACUAUGAGGCUGCACCCUCCUGCACCAUUGUUGGUUCCACGCGAAUCAAUCGAGGAUUGCGACAUAGAAAACUACCAUAUUCCGGCAAAGACUCGGGUUUUGAUUAAUGCGUGGGCGAUUGGAAGGCACCUCGAGUCUUGGGAAGACCCAGACGAGUUUAAGCCUGAGAGGUUUAUGGAUAGUAGCAUUGAUUUCAGAGGUCAAGAUUUCGAACUAAUUCCCUUCGGUGCAGGCCGGCGGGGUUGCCCUGGGCUUUCAUUUGGAGUGGCUGUCAUAGAACUCACAUUGGCCAAUAUAUUGCUUCAUUUCGACUGGGGACUGCCAAAUGGGAUGAGCCCCAAUGAUUUAGACAUGACUGAAGCCAUGGGGAUCACUGUGCAUAGGAAGUCUGCUCUGCUCCUGAAGCCAUCUCCUUUGAGUCCUUUAUAGAUUAACUUUGACAAAGUAAUAAUUAAGGAUGAAUAACAGUAAAUCGUUCCAAAAAUGAUAAACUAUUUGUAAUGAAAAUAUGUUAGUAAUUUUAUGGUUUUCUAGAUUGGGACUUUA